UGGCAGUUCAUUCCCUGUGCCUGUGCCUGGGAAAAGGAGAAAUUCAGUUUGAUGAAUGGCAGAAAAUGCCAUAAAUGGGUGGUGGGCUUAAGAGCUUGACAGAAAUUGUGGGCAAGCCUCACAUCUCCUUGAGCAGGUCCUCCUCUUUCUCAUCCUUUUGCUUCUGAGGGGAAUACCUUGGCCCAAAGGGCAGAUCUCAGGGAAAUAGCUCUAUUCUUGAUGUCUCACAAAUGGCUCAGGGAACAAACCUGGGUUCGCAAAGCAAGACUGGGCUGGAUGUGUUGGUGCGCAUGAGUGUGUUGUUUUCACAUAUAAACCGAAAUGGCUGCCUUCUUAAUUGGAAAUCCUCCACCAGUAAGUCCUGGAGUGCUGUUUUUCAUGUUCAUCCUCAUCUCUCCCAUCCAAGUACUAACCAGGCCCGACCCUACUUAGCUUCCAAGAUCAGACAAGAGCAGGUGCAUUCAGGGUGGUAUGGCUGUAGACCAUCCUCGUCUCUCUUAGAUGCAUUCAUCAUUUCAGCUAUACGCAUGCCACUACCUAGGAGGCUCCUGCCCCUCUGCUUUCUCCAACUCUCUGAAAAUCCCAGCCCUGACUGAACCUUAUUACCUGCUCUCUUUUUAACCUGAGCAGCUGAACACAGCUGGAGAGUGUCACAGGGCAGCAGAGCAGUUUGUGUCACUGGAAUGCUUCAGGCACUGUCAUUGGUGUGCCCCCAACAUUUACAAGUGCCCCCACCACUUCUCUGCUCCACAUGCCACAUUUCCCGGUGAUUCUCCUAAUGUCCUAAUUGUCAACACGCCUCAAACCCACACCAUCUACCACCUUUCUCAGCAGACCAUUUCACCUGCACCUGCAGGAGACAAUGAAACCAUCAGAGAAGUUUCCCUUAACAUCUCCCUGCCAAAACUGUGGGCCUCCUGGGGGCUGCACCUCCCCACCUCCUCCCUCCCCAGCCAAUCCCUCUACCUGCGCUGGGGUGUGGGUCACUCCCAUGUUCCCUUCCAUGGUCUCAACCCUCAGUUAUUACUUCUCCUUCUGGUGUGUCCAACAAUUUUUCUCAACAAGUAAACAUACCCAAUGUUUCCCAUCUUUAAAACUGCACCUCCCGACCCACCCAACAUUCUCCUGCAGCUCCUGCCUUCCUUCCCUCCUCCUCUUUACGGUCAGAGUGAUCAAAUUGUGGUUGGAACCACUCCCCUUCCACUCACUCCUCAACUCCCUGUCGCCUGGCUCCUCUGCCUCACUCCACAGGAAGGAUUCUGGUCAAGCCACCAGUGGCCUCCAUACUGCUCAGUUGGAAGGAUGUGCUUCCGUUGCUUCCCCCAUGACCUCUCAGCAGCAUUUCCUCAUAUUGCCCUAAAAUAAUAUCUCCUGGCUUUUAUGAAAACACGCUGGCUUGGUUUUUCUUCUACUCUCACAAUGUCCCCAUUUCCCAAUCUAGUUAAGAAAUGUUUGCGUUGCUAAAUGAAACUCUUUCCCAGUCUCAAUAGAAUCCCCAAGCACUCACAUCCAUGCCACAGCCUUGAUUGCCAUCCAAAGGGGUGUUACACAUACAAAGCUAGGCACGUGAUAAGCACUAGGUAAAUGCCUUUUAUCUAUCUCUGUGUUGAUAAUUGUCAAAUUCUUAUCCCCAGCACAGAUCUCUCCUUAGUCUCCAGACAUGUAUGUAUUGAACUGCCUAUUUCACAUCUCUGGAUGGAUAUCUCAAAAGCACACUAAGCUCAUCCUCUUCAAAACUGAAUGCACCAUCCCUGCUGAGCCUGGUCCUUUUCUAGAACUACCUGGCGUGCUGGAGGACCCUACAGUCCAUCCCCUUGUGCCCGCUGGAAGCCUCAUCCUCCACACAGCCAUCCAUCUCCAGGGGUGCCGAUUUCUCCUCCUUCCACUCAUCUCCCUCCCCUUUGGGCUCCUCUAGCCCCAGCUGCCCUCAUUUCCCCUGAACUUCUCCAGGAGUCUGCCACCCGAACUCCACAUCUGCUCUGUUUUCCAUCCACCCUGUUGCCAGGCCAAUCUUUGCAAAGUGCAGAUAUGACCAUAUCCAGCUUACUGCCCCUGGUCCAGCAUUGUCUAAAACCCUUCAGAGACUUCUCAUCUCUCUAAGGAUAAAGAACAAAACUUAUGACAGUAAAAGGGUCUGGACCCUGCCCCCCACUGCACUCACCACCAUUUUCUUGGUGGUUUAGUCCUGAUGGCCUCCAUGAGGCUCUCUAUGCCGUGCCUCCACCCCACCCCAACACAGGCCUGUGCAGAUGCUGGUCCCCUGUCUGGAGGGCUCUUCCCCUUCACCCUUCACUUGGGUAACUCCUACUCACUCUUCAUGUCUCGGCUUAAACCUUCUCCCUGACCCCUAGGGCUGCAAGGGACUCUUUUACUGUAGCUUCAUGGAACCCUAUAAUUUUUUCCCAGAGCAAAGAGGGAAACAUGAAUUUACUGGUGUGGUUACUUGAGUUCUGACUAUCGCCCUACAGGCUGCAGGUUUUCAAGAGGGCAGAGCCUGUGUCUGAUUUCCUCAUGGUGGUGCCCUGGAGCCCAGCACAAGGCUUGGCAGCUGUGCCUCUCUAGACUCUUCCUGGACUUGAAGCUGUGAUGGCACACCUCGUGAAAAAGGGCAACGGCAGCAGAGCCCAGAAAACAUGUGCUCCAGGUUCCGCGAGCCAGGACAUCUCUUUUGUCCCCUCACUGUUAAACUCUGUGUCCAUCUUUCGAUGCCUCUGCCCUGUGCUGGGAUGGAGUAGACCUCUAUAAUUUCUUCAGUUGCAGUUGUGCCCCUGGGUCUAAUCCGGAUUCCUCUCUCUGUGCUCUGUGUGGUGGCAGGUGCAAUCCUGCCCACACAUGGGCUCACAACAGCCAGGAGAGGUACUACGGCUCCAGUGGGGCUUUCAGGCAAGUAGUGUCUGUGCACCACCUUUCUCUUUGCACCAACCCAGUACAUUUCUUGUCCUCUCACUUUUUCCAUCAUCCCAGCAUCUGGCUGCUGCAUUUGGAAGGAGCCAGAAUCUAGGAAACAGAACUACUGCAAACUUUGAAUGGCUCCAAUGACUCAAGUCCAGCUCUUCUCUAGGGCACUCUCCUGCAGACCCAGAUGAUUUAGGGCACCUUAGGGCACAUAGGGAGAAGCAAGAAUGAUGGCGGCAGAGUCACGACUGUAAUUCUACUUUUGCCACUUUCUUAUGUGUGAUUGUGGACAAGUCAAGAAUCCACCAGAGUCUUGGUUUAAAGUCACAGGAGGGACACCAGACACCUCACUUCUUACACUUGGCUGGGCUGUGUCUGGCUGUCCCUGAUAAAACUGUGAGAUGGUGUGCAGUGUCGGAGCAUGAGGCCACUAAGUGCCAGAGUUUCCGCGACCAUAUGAAAAGCAUCCUUCCAUCCAAUGGUCCCAGUGUUGCUUGUGUGAAGAAAACCUCCUACCUUGAUUGCAUCAGGGCCAUUGCGGCAAACGAAGCGGACGCUGUGACGCUGGAUGCAGGUUUGGUGUAUGAUGCUUACCUGGCUCCUAAUAACCUGAAGCCUGUGGUAGCAGAGUUCUACGGGUCAAAAGAGGAUCCACAGACUUUCUAUUAUGCUGUUGCUGUGGUGAAGAAGGAUAGUGGCUUCCAGAUGAACCAGCUUCGAGGCAAGAAGUCCUGCCACACAGGCCUAGGCAGGUCCGCUGGGUGGAACAUCCCCAUAGGCUUACUUUACUGUGACUUACCUGAGCCACGUAAACCUCUUGAGAAAGCAGUGGCCAAUUUCUUCUCGGGCAGCUGUGUCCCUUGUGCAGAUGGGACGGACUUCCCCCAGCUGUGUCAACUGUGUCCAGAGUGUGGCUGCUCCACCCUUAACCAAUACUUCGGCUACUCAGGAGCCUUCAAGUGUCUGAAGGAUGGUGCUGGGGAUGUGGCCUUUGUCAAGCACUCGACUAUAUUUGAGAACUUGGCAAACAAGGCUGACAGGGACCAGUAUGAGCUGCUUUGCCUGGACAACACCCGGAAGCCGGUAGAUGAAUACAAGGCCUGCCACUUGGCCCAGGUCCCUUCUCACACCGUCGUGGCCCGAAGUAUGGGUGGCAAGGAGGACUUGAUCUGGGAGCUUCUCAACCAGGCCCAGGAACAUUUUGGCAAAGACAAAUCAAAAGAAUUCCAACUAUUCGGCUCUCCUCAUGGGAAGGACCUGCUGUUUAAGGACUCUGCCCACGGGUUUUUAAAAGUCCCCCCCAGGAUGGAUGCCAAGAUGUACCUGGGCUAUGAGUAUGUCACUGCCAUCCGGAAUCUACGGGAAGGCACAUGCCCAGAAGCCCCAACAGAUCAAUGCAAGCCUGUGAAGUGGUGUGCCCUGAGCCACCACGAGAGGCUCAAGUGUGAUGAGUGGAGUGUUAACAGUGAAGGGAAAAUAGAGUGUGUAUCAGCAGAGACCACCGAAGACUGCAUCGCCAAGAUCAUGAAUGGAGAAGCUGAUGCCAUGAGCUUGGAUGGAGGGUUUGUCUACAUAGCGGGCAAGUGUGGUCUGGUGCCUGUCUUGGCAGAAAACUACAAUAAAAACAGCCCUGAUUGUGAGAAUACACCAGAGGCAGGGUAUUUUGCUGUAGCAGUGGUGAAAUCAGCUUCUGACCUCACCUGGGACAAUCUGAAAGGCAAGAAGUCCUGCCAUACGGCAGUUGGCAGAACCGCUGGCUGGAACAUCCCCAUGGGCCUGCUCUACAAUAAGAUCAACCACUGCAGAUUUGAUGAAUUUUUCAGUGAAGGUUGUGCCCCUGGGUCUGAGAAAGACUCCAGUCUCUGUAAGCUGUGUAUGGGCUCAGGCCCAAACCUGUGUGAACCCAACAACAAAGAGGGAUACUACGGCUACACAGGGGCUUUCAGGUGUCUGGUUGAGAAGGGAGAUGUGGCCUUUGUGAAACACCAGACUGUCCUACAGAACACUGAUGGAAAUAACUCUGAUCCGUGGGCUAAGAAUCUGAAGAAAGAAGACUAUAAGUUGCUGUGCCUCGAUGGUUCCAGGGAAUCUGUGUUGGAGUUUGAGAAAUGCCACCUGGCCAGAGCCCCGAAUCAUGCUGUGGUCACACGUAAAGAUAAGGAAGAUUGUGUCCGCAAGGUGUUACUUAACCAGCAGCGCAUAUUUGGAAGCAAUGUAACUGACUGCUCGGGCAACUUUUGUUUGUUCCGGUCCGAAACCAAGGACCUUCUGUUCAGAGAUGACACAGUAUGUUUGGCCCAACUUCAUGACAGAAACACAUAUGAAAAAUACUUAGGAGAAGAAUAUGUCAAGGCUGUUGGUAACCUGAGAAAAUGCUCCACCUCACCACUCCUGGAAGCCUGCACUUUCCGUGGACCUUAAAAUCUCAGAGGUAGGGCUGCCACCAAGGUGAAGAUGGGAGCGCAGAUGAUCCAUGAGUUUGCCCUGGUUUCACUGGCCCGAGUGGUUUGUGCUAACCACGUCUGUCUUCACAGCUCUGUGUUGCCAUGUGUGCUGAACAAAAAAUAAAAAUUAUUAUUGAUUUUAUA
Molecule: messenger RNA, 5483 nt
Organism: Nomascus leucogenys (northern white-cheeked gibbon)
Lineage: Eukaryota; Metazoa; Chordata; Mammalia; Primates; Hylobatidae
Gene: TF
Product: transferrin
Exons: 18
Coding region: 3352-5316 (654 amino acids)
Biological process (GO): intracellular iron ion homeostasis; antibacterial humoral response; iron ion transport
Cellular component (GO): recycling endosome; plasma membrane; extracellular region
Molecular function (GO): ferric iron binding
Source: RefSeq, a predicted model, not a curated record